ACACAGGUCUGGAACCAUUCCGUGCUGUAUCUCCUUCUUCCAACAUGUGUACCGGCAAGUGUUCCAAGUGCGUUGGGAUCUCCCUUUUUCCCUUCUCCAUCAUCUGCAUCAUCGCCAACCUCUUCCUCCUCUUCCCUGGACUCAGUGUGGAACCUAUCCAAAAUGCGUCCACCCAGAUGACCCCUGAGGUUCUCUACCUUGGGGGGAUCAUUGGAGGGGGCUUCCUGGUCCUGAUUCCUGCCAUUCACAUUCUGUUCACGGGAAAAAAGGAAAACUGCUGCAACAAUCGCUGUGGGAUGUUUCUGUCCAUCAUCUUUGCCGCUAUUGGGUUGGCUGGAGCAGUAUAUGCCCUGGCUGUGUCUGCCAUUGGAAUGGUGUAUGGGCCUGUCUGUCAAUUUAAGGAUUCUUAUAAUGAAUUGAUUUGGGGCCAGCCCUUCAAAGACGACAUUCAUAACUUCAAUAAUGAGAGUUACCUCUUCAAUAAGAAACUAUGGGAAGUUUGUUUGAUCCCAGAGAAUGCGGCGGCAUACAACAUUACUCUCUUUUCCUGUGUCCUGGCUGCCAGCGCCAUAGAAAUCAUUCUGUGUGUUGUACAAGUCAUAAAUGGCCUCGCCGGCUGCAUGUGUGGCACCUGUCAGAAAAAGAACUGAGACUGUCAUUCCUCACACCCUAUGACAUAGACUUCCCUGAUUUCCUGCUGCGUCCACAGUUGUCUCCUCCAGAGGCUGGUUCCUUUGAGAGUCUCCCCUACCUUCAUGGUCUAGCCCACUAAUUGGUCUGGCAUUUCCAGGGAUCUGAGCAUUGACUUCAUACUUGUACUUGUGCAUAGAUGGGGAGAAAAUCCACUUGUUGAUCAUAUAAUCAGCACACGUAAGUGUCCUGGCCAAAAAUAUUGUUUUCAUGGGGGCCCUAUAUAAAUUACUUCUAUGGGUCCAAAAAGUUUCUCAUGGAGGCCCUGGUUAGAUGUACAAAGGCAAAAUGAAAGGGUGUCCACCCCAGAUGAAGCCACUCCAUACGUCUCCCAUGUGAGGGAUUCUGGGAGCUUUGCACUGGUGUACAUAUCAUUUGUAUUUAUAAUUAAUGUAAAUAUUUGUUUAUCAAUAAACCAAAUACAAACCA
This is a messenger RNA of Xenopus laevis (African clawed frog), 1119 nucleotides long. Its product is annotated as provisional ortholog of transmembrane 4 L six family member 5 L homeolog. Gene Ontology annotation, cellular component: membrane. The record is from RefSeq and is a predicted model, not a curated record. Bases 45 to 650 code for a protein of 201 amino acids. Lineage: Eukaryota; Metazoa; Chordata; Amphibia; Anura; Pipidae. The transcript is spliced from 5 exons.